AUGAACUUGAUGAUACCUGGACUAGAUCUCAUAAGGAGCGAAAUCGAGGAGAUAAAAAGCGGGAACCUUCGAUACACUAUUGCCGAUCUAUCGACGAAGGAGCCUAUAUCCCUGUCAAUAGUCAGAAGCGGAGGAAAGGUCAAGGACUUUGAUUACAAGAGGAAAUACACUGUAGAGGAGCUUCAGGGGAUAUUCAAAGAAUUUUCAGCGGGUGUCAACGAGCAAGAUCCUUGCCUUGUAGUAUAUGACUUCAUACACUUUGAUGAUGAUGGAAUUCAGAAGAAUACACUGUGUCUGAUUUCUUACAUUCCCGAGCAUCUUGUGCCGCUCAAGAAGGUUGCCUACUCCACCAAUGCCCUGAAUCUCAAGGAGCUGUUAGAUAUCUCCGUCCACAUCCCUAUAAAGAAGAAGUCCGAUCUCAUCUUUGAGAACAUUGCAGAGAAGUGUGCUGCAUCACGGAUGAAAUAA
This is a messenger RNA of Encephalitozoon cuniculi GB-M1, 468 nucleotides long. RefSeq lists its product as uncharacterized. Gene Ontology annotation, molecular function: actin binding. Bases 1 to 468 code for a protein of 155 amino acids. NCBI's taxonomy places the organism in Eukaryota, Fungi, Microsporidia, Unikaryonidae. The record is from RefSeq and is marked provisional. The transcript has a single exon.